Messenger RNA from Phytophthora sojae, 1134 nucleotides. RefSeq lists its product as hypothetical. The coding region runs from base 1 to 1134 and encodes 377 amino acids. The transcript has 5 exons. NCBI's taxonomy places the organism in Eukaryota, Oomycota, Peronosporomycetes, Peronosporales, Peronosporaceae. The record is from RefSeq and is a predicted model, not a curated record.
AUGGAGGAAUUAAAUGAAGCUGAAGACAGCAUGCUGAUUUCCCCCUCGUCCAGCCAGAACCGCCAAGAGGCAUCGCCAAGUACGUACGGAUUAGAGGCUUCCGGAGCUAACUAUGACGUGCAUCGUCGUGCCAAGCCGUUCUUGAAGCGCGUUCACUCGCUUGAAAUUCCUGAUCUCGUGUACGAGGGUCGAGGCAGCUCUAGGGAUGAAGAAGACGCCCCAAAUGUCGCCAACACUAACCUGUUCGAGGCUGACAAUUUUGGCAACGACGGCUUCAGCCACGCUGAGCUUGACGAGCUGCUCGCGGGAUAUGACCUUCUCGAUACGCCUCUGACCAAUCCAGCGACGCUAAGCGCACCGCAGAAGAGAGUGUCGGGUUCUCCUGCUCAUGUGGCGUCGCUUCUCUUCAAGCCGCAGUCGAUCUGGGAGGAUAUUGCUGCCCGCCAGUUGCAGCUUCGACAGAGCGCGGAGGAAGAGAAUGCCAAGUUGCGAGGAUUGCUUGACCAGCAAAGACAACAGGCCCGUAACUUCCGACGCAUGAUCCGCCGACGUCGCGACGAAGAGCUACUUGGCGAGAUCCACCUGUCUAAGCGCCCGAAGAUCAGCAACAACGAAGAAAUUUUCGACGAACUAUUGCAAGAACUUGACGAGCUGUGCGCAAAUCUGGAUAGAGUGUUCGCGGAGAAGAACAUGGCGAGAGUUCCGUGUCCAGGUCGAGAGCGCCAAGUGUACCCCAACGCUGCGGAUAGGGAGGAAUUCGUUGAAUUCCUAGACAAGAACCGAGUUCCGUUCGACUUACAACGCGCAGAAAACGCCGUGUGGGCGUUCCUGCAGAGCUCGAGAGAGUUGAAGAAGCAGUCGGGCUGCGCCAGCAAGAGUUCUGUUGGUUUCACGUACUACGAAAACGGUUUAACCUCGUAUGUGUCAGAGCGACGUGUGACUCGGAAGUACGCUGAAGAAAACCGCACGGUAUUCAUCAGCCGAACUCUCGCAGAGCCUACGACCUGCACAUCCUGGUCGGUGGGGCUGCGCUUUAUUGAGACGAUGCAGGUCGUCGUGAGGCGCGGCGAUGCUAUGGCGUCGGGGCAGGAGACUACUAUCAUUGAGAGUCUCAUUUCCGUGUCAAGGUUGUAG